Messenger RNA from Myxocyprinus asiaticus (Chinese sucker), 2289 nucleotides. RefSeq names its product phosphatidylinositol 4-kinase type 2 alpha (gene pi4k2a). Gene Ontology annotation, molecular function: 1-phosphatidylinositol 4-kinase activity. The record is from RefSeq and is a predicted model, not a curated record. Bases 126 to 1469 code for a protein of 447 amino acids. Gene Ontology annotation, cellular component: trans-Golgi network; endosome; lysosomal membrane. The transcript has 9 exons. NCBI's taxonomy places the organism in Eukaryota, Metazoa, Chordata, Actinopteri, Cypriniformes, Catostomidae. Gene Ontology annotation, biological process: phosphatidylinositol phosphate biosynthetic process; Golgi organization; endosome organization.
UCCGGAAGCUGUUUGUCAUGUGAUUUGUUUGUUGCCGCAUCAUUUCAUUACUGCAACAAACAGACUGUUGUCUCGAGUAUUUCCCCCUUUCUCCCGCUGUCCUCCAGCUCUCUCCUUUCUCCGACAUGGACGAAACGAGCCCGCUGGUGUCUCCUCUCCGCGAAUCCAACGAUUUCAGCUACGGACCCGCUGAGCCGACCAGUCCCCGGGGUGGAUUUGGAGGCACGCCGGGCUCCGUGGUGCGUCUGCCGGCGGGGAGUCCCGGGCGCAGCCGGGAGCGGCAGCCGCUGCUGGACCGAGAUCGAGGUGCGUCUCCCCGGGAUCCACACAGGAACGAGUUCCCGGAGGACCCGGAGUUCAGGGAGAUCAUCCGGAAGGCGGAGCAGGCCAUCGAGGAGGGCAUCUACCCGGAGCGCAUCUAUCAGGGAUCCAGCGGCAGCUACUUCGUGAAAGAUUCAACGGGGAAGAUCAUCGGGGUCUUUAAACCAAAGAACGAGGAACCGUACGGACAGCUGAACCCAAAGUGGACCAAAUGGCUGCAGAAGCUCUGCUGUCCGUGCUGUUUCGGCAGGGACUGUCUGGUUCUGAAUCAGGGUUACCUGUCAGAGGCUGGGGCCAGUUUAGUGGACCAGAAACUAGAACUCAACAUCGUACCACGUACCAAAGUCGUGCAUUUAGCAAGUGAGACGUUUAAUUACAGCGCUAUUGAUCGUGUAAAGUCCAGAGGGAAGAGGUUAGCUCUAGAAAAGGUGCCCAAAGUGGGCCAGCGCUUUCACCGGAUUGGCUUGCCACCUAAGAUCGGCUCAUUCCAGCUCUUUGUAGACGGAUAUAAAGAUGCAGAUUUCUGGCUGCGGCGGUUUGAAGCAGAGCCUUUACCCGAAAACACCAAUCGCCAACUCCAGCUGCAGUUCGAGAGACUGGUGGUGUUGGAUUACAUCAUCAGAAACACAGAUCGAGGAAAUGACAACUGGCUUCUAAAAUAUGACUAUCCGAUGGAUACGCCAAGCAACAGGGACUCUGACUGGGUAGUAGUGAAGGACCCCAUCAUUAAACUGGCAGCCAUUGAUAACGGAUUAGCAUUCCCUCUUAAACACCCAGACUCAUGGAGAGCCUACCCUUUUUAUUGGGCGUGGCUGCCACAGGCUAAAGUGCUGUUCUCUCAAGAGAUCCGAGAUUUAGUUCUGCCCAAAUUAUCUGACCCGAACUUCGUCAAAGACCUCGAAGAAGAUCUGUAUGAGCUUUUUAAGAAAGACCCGGGUUUCGACAGAGGACAGUUUAAAAAACAGAUAUCAGUAAUGAGGGGGCAGAUCCUGAAUCUCAGUCAGGCGCUGAAGGAUGAAAAAUCCCCGUUGCAGCUGGUGCAAAUGGCACCGGUUAUCGUGGAGACGGCCCGGGCGCCGCAGCGUGCCAACAGCGAAUCUUACACGCAAAGCUUCCAAAGCAGAAGGCCGUUCUUCACCUGGUGGUGACGGGAGCUUUUAUGAGAGUGUGCGUGUGCAUGUACGGUCUGAUUUUAAACUCAUUCCCUUGUUUUGUUUUUAGUUUAUCGGCAUCAGGACACCAAUUCUGAGAACAACGGAGUAGGAAGGGGUGGAUGAAUGAAUGACAAGAAGCAACAAAGCAGAAAUGAAUCAAAUGAGAAAAUGAUGUAAUGGAAUCAUUAUUGGAAAACAGUGUUUUUUAAAACUCUGAAAGAAAGCAUUGCCUUGUAAAAAACACUGUAUGGACACACACAAACUACAUUCACAGCGACUUGCAUGAGAGACUUUCUUCUGCAGUAAAACCUCUAUGCUUGUCUGCUUUAGCGCCCUCGCCAGCAGUCUGGAAGAAGAACGACAAGGCACCGGAUGCUGUUCACAUUUAAUCACGGAUGAACUAUAAUUCACUAUUUCCUUGUUUUAGGGUUUUCUUGCCUCGCUUUUUGUUAAUUAUUUCUCACAUCAAAGACAUUUUAGUCAGAAUAUCACACAUAUUGUAUCUGCCAUAUGAUUGUUUUUUUUAAUUAUAAUAUUUUUCUACUUUUUAUCUUUACACGCACGUCUGACAUUCAUAACCCAGUGCGUAAUGUGCGGAAACACUGGAACGUUCCAAUCUCACAGUGACAUUCUUUUUGUUUGAUUUUGAAAAUCAAAAUAUAUUGCAAUUUUUUUUUUUUUUUUUUUACCGGUGUCAACAAAACUGACCUUAAAACAUGAAAAUGGACUGUAUAAUUUGUAUGUAAUGUAUUUAAUGAAAGAUGUUAAGACUAUAACAGUGCAGUACUCAAUAAAAGAACAGACUUGAGUUUUA